Centruroides sculpturatus (bark scorpion) is the source of this 504-nucleotide messenger RNA. RefSeq lists its product as uncharacterized. The transcript is spliced from 2 exons. NCBI's taxonomy places the organism in Eukaryota, Metazoa, Arthropoda, Arachnida, Scorpiones, Buthidae. The record is from RefSeq and is a predicted model, not a curated record. The coding region runs from base 1 to 504 and encodes 167 amino acids.
AUGGGGGAUCGAGGACAGAAAUUACAUACAAAAGUUUAUACUCUNAAAGAAUACAACCAAACACCCCAUACUAUAACAGGAUUCCCUCCAAUGUUUUUGAUGUACGGAGAAAUCCCCGAUUCACCUCACAACUUGAAUUAUCCCUCUCUCAGCGAAGCACGUAAGAUUGCCACCGAAAGAACUGAAUUAGCUCACGAAAGAAACAGAGAUAAAUAUAAUAGUCAACAUCAAACUCCAAACUUCAAAGUAGGAGAUCAAAUAUUACUACAAACCUUCUUCCAUCCCGACCAAGGAAAACUUGCUCCAAAGUAUCAUGGACCUUUCACCAUAUUAAAAAUAGUAUCUCCUUGUAACGUAGAAAUAGACAGACCUGUCCAAUCAUUAAAUAAAUUAACCGAUAUUGUAAAUGUAGAUAAAAUUAUACCGUAUUAUAAUCCAACCAACUUUAGAGUUCAAGCCGAUAAAUUGUAUAACACCCAGCCCAACCUCCCUGAGGCUCCAUGA